AUACCGUCAGCUGUUUCUCUCUCUUCUUCAACUCUCUGCUAUCUGUCUCACUUCUCGAGGAGAAGAGAACCUCUGCAACGCAUUGAGCUCAUAUUCAAACCUUUGAUUUUUACAAAAGCAAUUGCUUCAGAAUCGUCGAGUGAUUCGUGGGUCUGUCCUCGAUUAUCAGCUCAGAUCUCUCUGAUCGUAAUCUCUUUUCUGGACUUCAAUUGCCUUGAGAGGGAGAUGUGUACGUCUAUUUAUUUUUUAAAAAUGCACAUUCGUCCUUGGAGUUCAAAAAUAUCAUGACAAGGAAAUUGCCAAACUGUUCCUUCCUGUGUUGACAGUUUUGGAGGUUCUCUAUAUUCAAGGUUCCAUAUGCCUAUGACUUCUUAGUAGCUUAUAUGAUGGAAACAGCGACACAACCACGGUCAUUAAAACUUACCAUCAAGUUGAAGGGGGAUAAAAAUAUCAUCAAUUCUUCAACUACUGCUGGUCACUUGAAUAAUGUGGAAGGAGAACCCAAUGCUUCAAAUAGUUCAAAUCUCCCAGGUAGCCUCACAUCCUCUCCUCGGGAUCAUGUUGAUUGUAGUUCUGCAGAAGGGGUGGAAAAUCAUAGCACAGAGGAUGAAAGAAAUCCAUCUUCUGAGAAUUCUAAAUAUCAGUUGGUGCUUUAUGAUCCUUCUGUCAAUGACGCUGGCAUUACUGAAAAUGAACCGGAUCCUAUUGAUUAUCAGCGUCCUCCUUUCCAAAGACCACAUCCAUUCUCGAACCAGACCCCAAGAGUUUUGCCAUCAAUAGGGGCCUUCACUGUUCAAUGUGCUAACUGUUUCAAAUGGAGGCUCAUUCCAACCAAGGAAAAGUACGAGGAAAUAAGAGAACAUAUUAUGGAACAGCCCUUCUUGUGUGAAACAGCUCGUGAAUGGCGCCCUGAUGUAUCAUGUGACGAUCCUCCUGAUAUAACACAAGAUGGCAGUAGGCUUUGGGCAAUUGACAAACCCAGCAUUGCUCAACCACCUCCUGGGUGGCAACGGCUUCUGAGAAUCAGAGGUGAAGGAAGCACCAAGUUUGCAGAUGUGUAUUAUGUUGCACCUUCAGGCAAGAGACUUCGUUCCAUGGUGGAAAUUCAAAGGUACAUUAACGAACACCCAGAGUACAUAGAACAAGGGGUUAGCUUGUCACAGUUUUCCUUUCAAAUACCUAGACCAUUGCAAGAAAACUACGUGAGAAAGCGUCCUGCUCGUGCUACACCUCCAAAUGAUGCCGACGAUCUUGGGAUGCAUAGAUAUCUUCCACCCUCAGAAGUUGAUCCCAUAGCAUGGGUAGGUCCCGAGGUGGACACGGAGUUGCAGCUCAGUGGCCCUGGGCUUUCCACCGACUACUCUGAGGGCCCUUGUCCAAAUCUUGAAAUUCAAUCAGCAAAGAAGAAAAAGAUACCGUCUAAGCGUAAGUCCAAUGGUGAUUUAGUUUAUAACCACAACGACGUCAAAAUAGAAGAGCCUCACCUGCUUUGAUCUGGUAUUUGUAAUGUCCGAAGACCCAUUAUCCCGAUUUGCAAGAUUACCUUCUGCUUACUUAUUUGCAACUGAAGCUAGUGCAAGUACAAUCGCUGCAACGAAAUACAUGUGGUUUUCAGGAAACUAUUUGGAGCUCCUACAUUUUUCACCGUGUAGUUUUAUGCAAGUCUUGUGAAGUUGUUAUGGUAAUAUAUACACUUGGUGUAAGAAAAUUACGUAUCCUUUGUCCAUGUUGCUUAAAGUUUUAGUUGUAUGUACAAAUGAAGAGUGAGUGAAAUUCCCCUAGGUUUCGUGUUUCUACAUUUGUUUUCCCUCUCUCUCUC
Sesamum indicum (sesame) is the source of this 1819-nucleotide messenger RNA. RefSeq names its product methyl-CpG-binding domain-containing protein 2. The record is from RefSeq and is a predicted model, not a curated record. NCBI's taxonomy places the organism in Eukaryota, Viridiplantae, Streptophyta, Magnoliopsida, Lamiales, Pedaliaceae. Gene Ontology annotation, molecular function: DNA binding; zinc ion binding.